AUGGAACCGGAAAACCAAACAGUGGUCUCAGAAUUCCUCCUCCUGGGACUCUCAGAAAAGCCAGAGCAUCAGGCCCUCCUCUUUGGGCUGUUCCUGUCCAUGUACCUGGUCACCACCUUUGGGAACCUGCUCGUCGUCCUGGCCAUCCUCACGGACCCCCACCUCCACACGCCCAUGUACUUCUUCCUCUCCAACCUGUCUCUCAUUGACAUCUUCCUCACCUCCACCACGAUCCCCAAGAUGCUGGUGAACAUACAGACCCAGAGCAGGGCCAUCCCCUUUGUGGGCUGCCUUGCCCAGAUGUACGCCUUCCACCUGUUCGGAACCAUGGACAGCUUCCUCCUGGCCGUGAUGGCCAUCGACCGGUUCAUGGCCAUUGUCCACCCGCUGCGCUACUCUGUCCUCAUGAGCCCCCGAGUCCGUGGGCUGCUGGUGGGGGGACCAUGGGUGAUCACCAAUGUCCAGUCUCUCGUGCACACCUGCCUCGUGGCUCAACUUACUUUCUGUGCUGGCUCUGAAAUCCCCCAGUUCUUCUGCGACCUCAUGCCCGUGCUGAAGCUCGCCUGCUCAGACACGCACACCAACGAGCUGGUGGUCUUUGCUUUUGGUAUCGUCGUGGGCAUCAGCCCACUCUCCUGCAUCCUCCUCUCUUACAUCUGCAUUUUCCGGGAGGUCUUUAAGAUCCCUUCUGCAGAGGGCAAGUGGAAAGCUUUCUCCACUUGUGGCUCCCACCUCACUGUCGUGUUGCUGUUUUACGGGACCAUCUUCACCGUGUACUUACAGCCCACAUCCCCCACCUCCUCCCAGAAAGACAAGGUGGCUGCCCUGAUGUGUGGGGUGGUCAUCCCCAUGCUAAACCCCUUCAUCUACAGUCUAAGGAACAAGGACAUGAAGGCAGGCUUGAGGAAGCUCGCCAGCAAAGCAGCCCCUCCCAGUUCUAGGGCAGAACAGUUGUUGGGUGCCUACAGAGCUCCAGGACAACAGUUGGGUGCUGGGGACACAUAGAUGCAUCCCGUUCGACCUUGAGGAGUUCAGAGUCUAGUGGGGAAGAAAGACACACACAGAAAAAGUAGAGCCUGCUACUCAAAGUUGUCCAUGAACCAGAAGCAUCAUCGUGGGGAGCUUUUAGGAAUGAAGAUCAACCUCCAAGAGCGAUAG
This is a messenger RNA of Galeopterus variegatus (Sunda flying lemur), 1158 nucleotides long. Its product is annotated as olfactory receptor 1I1. Gene Ontology annotation, cellular component: membrane. Gene Ontology annotation, molecular function: G protein-coupled receptor activity; olfactory receptor activity. Gene Ontology annotation, biological process: G protein-coupled receptor signaling pathway. NCBI's taxonomy places the organism in Eukaryota, Metazoa, Chordata, Mammalia, Dermoptera, Cynocephalidae. The record is from RefSeq and is a predicted model, not a curated record.